Molecule: messenger RNA, 413 nt
Organism: Racocetra persica
Lineage: Eukaryota; Fungi; Glomeromycota; Glomeromycetes; Diversisporales; Gigasporaceae
Source: the annotation of a GenBank genome assembly
AAGCUAUUAAAAAAUGUUGGAAACAAGCAAAAAAUUGUGAUAAAGAAUUAGAAUCAGGAACAGUUAAAAAAUUAAAAUCUAGGAUAAUUAAAGAAUUAGAGCCUGUUGAGUAUAAGAAAAUUAUUAGUGAGAUACAAAUAGAAGACUCUGAUAAGCUAUUAGAUGCUAAAUCUGAUGAAUAUGAUAAAUAUUUUAGUACUUUUUGGAUAGAAGAUAAGAAAAAUUAUUUUAAUAGUAAAGAAAUCAUGGAUCAACUAGAAGGGCUACAACAAAAUAUAUUGGAGCAAUUAGUUAAAAAUGCAAAAACAAAUAUAUGGACUACAAGUUUAUGUAGACCAAUAUAUAGAGAUGAUACAGAAUCAAUAUUAUACAACAAGAAAGCAUAUUGGAAAAAGGCAGCUUCAGUCUUCUGA